Mercurialis annua (annual mercury) is the source of this 1502-nucleotide messenger RNA. RefSeq lists its product as uncharacterized. The coding region runs from base 166 to 1017 and encodes 283 amino acids. The record is from RefSeq and is a predicted model, not a curated record. The transcript has 4 exons. NCBI's taxonomy places the organism in Eukaryota, Viridiplantae, Streptophyta, Magnoliopsida, Malpighiales, Euphorbiaceae. Gene Ontology annotation, cellular component: endoplasmic reticulum.
UUACUAUAAAACCAAAAUUACCACAACGCAAAACAAAAUUGUUUUCAAUUCAAAAAAGUUUGAAAUUGGGUUCAAUUUAAUACAAUGGUUUCAAUGUUUGAACCCUAGAAAAAAUACACUCAGAUUGUAAUUUAUAUAUAAAUUAAAGAGGGAGGUGUUUGAUGCAUGGCAGCAGCUAGGAAUGUGAAUCUGAAUCUGACAGGAGAAAUGGGGAACUGUAACAAUAGAUCAUUGAAAGACGAAGAAAAGGCUAAAGAAGAUUCACCCUCUGCUAAAAGACCUAAAUUUGAGAAAUUCCCGUUUACAAGAUGGGAAUUUGGUGUGUUUUUGGGGGUUUUCUUUGUAUUUUCUAUUGGGUUGUUUUGCAUUUACAUUACUAUGCCCUCUUCUGUUUAUAACAAUCUGAAGCUCCCUCGUACCCUUUCAGAUCUUCGCUUGCUCAAAGACCAUCUGGCAACAUAUGCGAGAGAUUACCCGGCACAGUUUAUACUGGGUUAUUGCUCUACUUACAUCUUUAUGCAAACCUUUAUGAUUCCUGGAACAAUUUUCAUGUCAUUGCUUGCUGGAGCUCUUUUUGGUGUCGUUAGAGGACUUUUCUUAGUUGUCUUCAAUGCUACUGCUGGAGCCUCUUCUUGCUUUUUCUUGUCCAAGUUGAUCGGCAGGCCUAUAGUUUAUUGGUUGUGGCCUGAAAAGUUGAAAGUUUUUCAGGCUGAGAUAGCUAAGCGACGGGAAAAAUUGCUGAAUUAUAUGCUCUUUUUGAGGGUAACUCCAACAUUGCCCAACCUCUUUAUUAAUUUGGCAUCUCCAAUUGUGGACAUACCAUUCCAUGUCUUCUUUUUGGCUACUUUGCUUGGUCUUAUUCCAGCCUCCUAUAUCACUGUCAGGGCUGGGCUUGCUCUAGGGGAUCUCAAGUCAAUCAAGGAUCUAUACGAUUUUAAAACCUUAUCAAUGCUUUUUCUUAUUGGUUCUGUCGUCAUUUUUCCAACCCUACUAAAAAGAAAGCGAAUAUACGAGUAAAGGUUAUGAAGGUGAAGCCCUUAAUUAGGCAGCUUGACGGAUAUCUUUUUGCUGCAAGAUGAAUGCUGUGUUCUGCAACGACAAAAUACUGGAGGCGGAUCACCACCUUCCCUUGUAAUAUCCACGGGUUGAUUACUUCUCCCAUGCGAUGAGCAGAAAUUAAAGUACAGAACUAGUUUACGUUGCGUUUAUUAAACAUAAAAAUAUAUAAGUUUUAGGAUUGUAUUUAACUGAAUGAUCUCCCAAUAUGGAUUAUUUAGAGAGUUGGGAGUCAGAAAUUCUAUUGGAAGGUGCGGUAUACUUCUCCACAGAAUCUUCAAUAGUACUUGUAUAACAAUAUCACUGCCGUCCGUUUUUCUUUCAGAUUUCAGGCGACUUGUUGACUGAACGUUAAAUGUUAUUGUUAAUAGCAUGAACGUUGAAUCCAAAUAAAGUUGCAGGCUGAUAUGAUGAAUUGAAUGGUUAUAGGCAAAACUCAUUUUUAA